Molecule: messenger RNA, 6146 nt
Organism: Salvelinus sp. IW2-2015
Lineage: Eukaryota; Metazoa; Chordata; Actinopteri; Salmoniformes; Salmonidae
Product: zinc finger MIZ domain-containing protein 2
Biological process (GO): protein sumoylation; regulation of transcription by RNA polymerase II
Cellular component (GO): chromatin
Molecular function (GO): zinc ion binding; SUMO ligase activity
Source: RefSeq, a predicted model, not a curated record
UAGCCUUGUGUAGGGUGUGUGAGGGACAUGAAAAAUGCCUUUCUCCCGUCGGAGACAACAGCCCGGUGAUCUCAUGAAUAUAUUCUAGCUGGCGGGCCAUUGUGCAAUAGUCAGGGAGGUAUGCAAUCCAGUUUCAUAGGCAAAAACGGCUGCUUGGAGCAAGGACCAACUACUACACAGCGAUUCUUCUCACUUUUGUGCAUGCUUACAUUCCGAGUAGUGACGACGCCGGCCAAGCAGUGAUACGGAUCUUUUGAGGCCAAUUCGACGAGGCUGCCAGCUACAGUUUUAAAGGGGAAACGAUUCGCCACAUGCAGACAUGGGUGCGAACGUUACAACUUGAAGACAGACAAGACACACUGUUGCGGAUAUAAGGAAAAAUAGCUAACAUAGCCUAAUUGUCACCGACCGAUAUUUCUUGGAACUAUCUACCAGCUGAAUAAUACAUAAUCAAAUAGAGAAUUCCAACCACGGGUAGUUGGAGUCAAAGGGCCCCCAUACUAUACAAUGAGGAUGAGGAAGUGAUUUGCUGUUUGGGGCUGCCUGUCAGGGUCUUGUUGACCCCCCCGUUCCUCCGAUGAACCCCCUCAACUCCAUGAAACCCGGUCUGCCUCCCACUCCGCACAGUGACGGUAACUUCCUGUAUGACUCUGCCUCCUGGCAACAAGGCACCAAUCAGCAGCCAGGCGCCCUCUCUGUGGUAACCACUGUCUGGGGCGUGACCAAUCCCUCGCACAGCCAGGUGUUUGGCGCGCCCAUGGGUCCGGGCGGGAACUCUGGAGGUCACAUGAUGCAGGGCAGUGGUGGCGGUGGGGGGAUGAGUCCCGGUGUGAACCACCAGUACCAGAGCUAUGGUGAUAAGGGCUACGGACAACCAGGUCUCUACGGACGCCCCAACACCGCCUAUAACCAAGCACCACCAUAUGGACAGAGUUACUCUAAUAAUGGUGGUGGUGGAGGGGGAAUGGGCCAACGCCCCCCCUCUGACUUCACCCAGGCUGCUGCCGCUGCUGUUGCCGCCGCUGCUGCCACGGCAACCGCCACUGCCACGGCAACAGUUGCCGCCAUCCAGGAGAAGCAGAACCAGGAAAUGAACUACGGCCAGAUGGGCGGAGGACCCUCCUCCUACAGUACCCAGUUCCUGUCCCACCCGGGCCCCCAGCAGGGUGGGCCCCGCGGCCCCCCGGGGAUGAGCCCCAGUGGGAUGGUCCAGUCCCGGCCUGGACAGCACCCCUCAAUGGGGGGCAUGGGGUACCCCUCGCACCCCUCCCAGGGUCAGGGCCAGAGGAUGUCCCAGCAGCACCCAGGCUACCCAGCAGGUCAACAACAGGGGCUCAAACGCCCCUACCAAUCUGAGGGUUUCCCAGGGCAGCAACAGUAUGGUUCAGGGGGCAUGUCUCCGUACCAUGGUGGCCAGCCCCUCCAGUACCCCCCCGGCCCCCAGCAGCGCCCGCCCCAGUCCCCAUCCUACCACCCCAACCAGCGCAUGCCCCCUAUGGCACAGUACCAGCAAGGACCACCCAACCCGGCACAGUACUACAAGGAGCAGCAGUACAAUGGGCAGCAGGGUAACAUGCCACCAGGAGGCUACAACGCCUUCACACAGGCUGCUGUCAAUGCGCAGGGUGGCCGGGUGAUUCCGGGGUACCCCAGUUCUCCUUUGGGGGGUAACCCAACCCCUCCCAUGACUCCAGGCAGCAUGCCCCCCUACCUGUCACCCGGUGGGCCUGGACCAGACACCAAGCCCCCCUUCCUCCCCCAAGGCCCUGACAUCAAGCCCCCCUUCCUCCCCCAAGGCCCUGACAUCAAGCCCAACAUCAACUCCCUACAGCCCCCCACUGGUAACCCUAGCGACGACCUGCGGCUGACCUUCCCGGUGCGCGACGGCGUGGUGCUGGAGCCGUUCCGAUUGGAGCACAACCUGGCAGUCAGCAACCACGCCUUCCAGCUGCGAGACUCCGUCUACAAAACCCUCAUGAUGAGGCCUGACCUGGAGCUGCAGUUUAAGUGUUAUCACCAUGAGGACCGGCAGAUGAACACUAACUGGCCCGCUUCCGUACAGGUACAAUCACACUUACAGGUUUCUGGUCCUUGCUUACAGGUGAGUGUGAACGCCACACCGCUCACCAUCGAGAGGGGCGACAACAAGACGUCCCACAAGCCCCUCUACCUCAAGCAGGUGUGUCAGCCGGGACGCAACACCAUCCAGAUCACCGUCACUGCCUGCUGCUGCUCCCACCUGUUUGUGUUGCAGCUGGUCCACAGGCCAUCAGUACGCUCGGUUCUGCAAGGUUUAAUGAAGAAGAGAUUACUGCCCGCAGAGCACUGUGUGUCUAAGAUUAAGAGGAACUUCAAUAGUGGGACCAUCCCUGGAACCACAGGGCUGAACGGAGAGGAUGGUGUGGAGCAGACGGCCAUCAAAGUCUCUCUGAAAUGUCCCAUCACCUUCAGACGCAUCCAGCUUCCCGCACGGGGACACGACUGUAGACACAUCCAGUGUUUUGACCUGGAGUCGUACCUGCAGUUGAACUGUGAGAGAGGCACCUGGAGAUGCCCUGUGUGCAAUAAGAGCGCUCUACUGGAGGGACUAGAAGUGGACCAGUACAUGCUGGGGAUUCUAAUUUACAUACAGAACUCGGACUAUGAGGAGAUCACCAUUGAUCCAGUGUGUGGCUGGAGGCCGGUGCCCAUUAAACCAGACAUCCACAUAAAGGAGGAAGCAGACGGGCCUGUGUUGAAGCGCUGCCGGACGGUCAGCCCCAGUAACAUGAUGAUGCCCAAUGUCAUGGAGAUGAUAGCUGCCCUGGGACCGGCCUCCUCGCCCUACCAGGGUCUACCACCUGGGGGCAGGAACACACCUGACUACAACAGCCAAGCGGGUCAAGGAUACUCCAGCCAGUCAGGCUUCUCUGAGUUCCCCAACACCCCUGGAACUCCCACCCUGAGAGACUUCACCUCCCCUGGACCACCUAACAUCUACCAGCAGGACCAGAUGUCCCACUCUGGCCGUAUGGACCCUUCCCAUAAUGCCCUGCAGCAACAACAGCAGCACCAGCAGGGUCUUCACGGUAACCAGAGUAUCGGAGGCGGCGUUGGCGGACAGAUGCAGCAGCGGAACUCCAAUACCCAGAAUGCCCGGCUGCAGACGGAGGGUUCGUUCGGCCUGGGGGGAGCGGGUGGAGGAGAGGGAGCGGAUCACACCCUGGACCUUCUCCCUGAGCUGACCAAUCCAGACGAGCUGUUGUCCUACCUGGGUCCUCCAGAUCUACCUAGCAACAGCAAUGAUGACCUGCUCUCUCUGUUCGAGAACAACUGAAGACUCUCUUCCUUCCUCGUUUAGGGACAGCUUCAUCCUAUUGAGAGGGGGGAGGGGACGGGACUGAGAGGGAUUCAUGUUUUUAUACCCCAUGCCUGCCCAUCCCUACCCUCUGUGGACCAGACCAACAGGAAGGUGCAGAGGGUAGUGAGAGACAGACAUGACUUUCUCUGUCUGGAAACUCUGUCAAGACUGUAGUGUUUUUAGACUCAUUAUAAAGCAUCCCUUUGCACUCUGGAUCCAUCAAAAAAAAAAAAAAAAAUCCAGUGAAAAAUGGGACUGCCUGCACUGGCCAGCCGCUAUACCUGUAAUGUUCUUAAAAAAUCACAAGCCGAAGGAUUUUCAACUUUUUAAAGGACCUUUUUAGAAACCAGAAAAAUUAAGUGUUAUGUUGACUUUCCAUUGUGUAUUUAUGAUUGUGGAACUUGUCAAUAAACGAGAAACAGACAGUGGAUCUCUGACAUGACAUUACAUUAUUUAGUGUCAUAAAUAAAACUAAGAGUUGUUGUUGUUCAUUCUAAAUGGGAGUUAUGAAUGCUGAAAUGAAGAUAUGUAGUGUUUACACCAGGGCCCGGUUUCCCAAAAGCAUCUAAGGCUAAAUUAGUUUUUAGAACCUUCGUAGGGGGGAAUGUUAAAUUUAGUGAGCUGUUUCCCAAAACAUUCGUUAUUAACGUUGCACUUAAACGCUCAUAGGCCUGAUUUUAACGCCCGCCCCUGACCGCUAGUAGAACAGCUAAGUGCUUCGUUAGAAUCUUUUUACCCUCCCGCGUCACUUUAUUACACCGAUCUCGCUAAUCAUAGAAUCACAUGGUUUAUCCAUCUCUGUGACCGCCGAAAACUUCAGAACAAAGUUGAAUACAAAUACACAGUUGCCAAUGUCUUUGCAUUUGAUACAAACAAGCAACGUAUAAAAAUGUUUCAAAUAAAGCCGAGAUGACUAUUCAAAUAAAAAGUAGGCUAUAGGCCUAUUAUAAUCAUACUGAAAUAUAUUUAAUGUUCAAUCGAGUUCUAUUUUGCUACUUUUAGGCUAGGCUACUGUCUGUAAUUAGUCAAUAUAGUUAAUGUGUAGCCUAACGUGCUUAAUGAUGUGCCAAAUAGAAUAAGCUGCAUCAAUAUUUGCAGCAGUAGGCGGUAAUAUUUCUCUAUGAGCUUAUCCGUCGUAAGUAUUGUGAAAUAAUUCUAAUGUUAAGGUAAGAUUUGGAUGGAGAAAGCUGAUCCGAGAGCAGCGCUCCCGUUCUUUCGAACCUAUCAGUAUCGACACAUGCUCCAAUGAUUCAUUUAGCGACCGUUCGCUCUACGUUGUGUUUUGGGAAACGCGUUACCUAUUCGGUGUUGUAGGAAAUGUGCAUAAUUUAACGCCUAGAACAGACCAACAUUGCUUGAUACAUUCUGCAGUCCAACUUUUUCAUUAUGUAAUCCAAAGUUGUUACUUGAUAUAUGAGCAACAAAAGUUCAACAUUCACCUUUUGCUACUGUUAAGUCUACGCAUACAAUUUGAUGCACAUGUUGGAUAAAUCCAAUGUAUGCACAACACAGAACAAACGCGCUGCAGCUGCAGCAUUCCAUUGUAAAUUAAUGUACUUGGUGUACCAAAAUGCAAUGAAGCAGUUGGUCUGCUCCAGGCAUAAAACCAUUAAGCCAAUUUCCAUCAGGAAACUGGGCCCUGGGCAAUGCCUACAGUACACACCUUAAUGUAUCUAUACAGAUGAGGUCAUACAAAGCCAGCACACAAAAGGAGAUGGGAGGGAUUUUGUAGAGAGAAAGAGCAAGAGAGACAGAGAGGUGUCUCAUAUCAGGCCAGUUGGUAAAUAAGGAAACUACUAGAUGUUUGAAUUGUUUGUUUUUCCCUGGGUGGGACACGUGGAGAGGGAGUCAGAAGCCAGACAUGGGGAACUCACCUCCACUCGCACCCUAUCUGUCUCUGGUACUCCUACCUUCUCACUCUGUCUCUCUUUCAUAACUAUACUGCAUAGACAUUUAAACAUGCACAAAUGUACACACACACUUUCAACACGAUGGGAAUGGAUCGAAGCAUCCCCAGUGAACUCCUGUGAAUUGAUGGAGAGAGGACAGGUGGACAAAUUAUGCUCAUAUUUCCCAUAUGUCAAGAAGUGAAUGUGUAUUCUCCCUCCAUUCCUUCCUCCCUCUCUCUUCCUCUCCAGUCCAGUAACACACAUUUAAAACAGUCUAUUUCCAAAGUUUAAACAGCCUUUAUGCUUCCUUUCUCUGGGUCCUUAGCCUGAGUGGACUAUCUGUCUGUUCCCACCCCUCUGAGGUUGUCAUUGGUUUGUAGGCCUAACUGUUUAGAGCACCAGAUGUUGGAUGUGCAAUGUUUAGUUUAAGAACAUCUGUAUCCAAUUCAUUUUUUAAAAUAAUCAUGAUAAUAUUGUUGUUUGUAGAGUAAUUAAAGUGUUGGUGAAGCUGUGCACAUCUGUCCUAUAUGUGUUUAAACUAGCAGAGGUUAUGAGUUAGGACAUGUGUCAAAUUCAUAAUGUCAGAAGACAUAUGGGUGCCUGUAAUUCACACAUUUUACGAUCAUAAUGAGUAAGAUUAUAUGGACGGGGGACCAUAUCCUAGAUCAGCAUUCUUAACCUGAGAUGCUUUGUGAAUGUGGGCCAUGGUUACUAUAUGAGACAUGAACAGCAUAUGCUAUGUAAGAAUUUGUAAUGGUUUAUUAUUCUCUAGAUGAUGAUGCUUAGAGGCUAAUGUCAGUUAAUAAUACAAUUAAUGAAAUGUUGAAUUGUUCUAUUUAAAUGCACACCAGUUUUUCUAAAGAUGAUUUCCAUAUUUUCCAUCCGUUUUCUAAGUAAAAAAUGUCACUUCUGAAUGA